GUUAGCCAAUCACAUCAAGCCACAAUGUGUUUCCAAACAACACUCCUUUUCACGCGACGGGCUAUGUCAACUACUUCCUCAUUUCAACUAAAAAGUUUUCGGGUGAAUAAAUUGAUUGCUACUUUGUAUCUCUGACAUUUCAGAUGAUCAGAUACUGUAGUUACUCACUCCGUUGAUAUUAUUACUUGAUAGCUAAGAGGCUACAUUGUAGCUACUACUUAAUCGCGCUGGGAGAGAUCACAAGAAAAUAAACAUGGACAAUACUGGUUUUCCUAGACAAAAAACAAUUAAGCUUGUGAUAAAAACACCUAAUCAAGCCCACGGGGAUCAAACGAUUGAAGGAGUUGACAUGGAUUGGACAGUGAAAGAGUUGAAGACACAUUUGUCGAGAAUGUACCCAAACAACCCGGCUGAAAGUGAUCAGAGACUAAUUUACUCUGGCAAGCUGCUCCCAGACCACCUGCAUGUAAGAGAUAUUUUCAGAAAGACGGACCUAACACCCACUGUGCACCUGGUGUGUGCAGUAAGGACUCAGCCUAUAGGUCCGCUAGGAGCAAGACCAAAGGUCAGGGAAUCAGAGCAGCAAGAGGCACAAACAUCGGCCAUGCCUACCGGUCAGAACCCAGAGGGUGCCUCCCCAGCCCCAUCUGUGCCCACUGAACCAGAACUGAGACAGCGCAGGCCCCCUGCCCCCUCUCACACCCCACCAGCAGCUGCAUGGCCUGGCACUACAACGCUAGUGGCAGCAGAGAUGACAAACCCAACCUUCCCCACUUACUCCCUCUACAGCCCUCAACAGCUUCUCUGGCUGCAGCACAUGUAUGCUCGCCAGUACUACAUGCAGUACCAUGCAGCCUACGCAGCAGCAGCAGCCUCUGCCCCCUUUGCCCCAGCUGCCGGCCCAUCCCUGCCUGUCGCACCCCACCAAGCCGCUAUCCCAGCAGCCCUGCCAGCCAAUCAGAAUGCACAGGACGCUGCCUUCAUCAACCCGGGAGCAGCCAAUCAGAACCUGCGGAUGAACGCCCAGGGCGGACCUGUGAUGGAGGAUGAGGAGGAUAUCGAUCGGGAUUGGCUUGACUGGGUGUACACGGCUGCACGUCUGGGUGUCUUCCUCAGCAUCGUCUACUUCUACUCCAGCCUGAGCCGCUUUGUCCUGGUCAUGAGCAGCCUUCUCCUUAUGUACCUGCACACAGCAGGCUGGUUCCCCUUCAGGAGAAGGCCCCUGGUCAGAGGUCCAAACAACCAGGUCCCCGAGGUUAUCCAGAACCACCAGGACAGGAACCCAGUUCCACCUACGGAGGACCCUGCAGGAGAAGAGGGGGCCGGGGCGGAGGCUGAGGUUGAUGAACCACACCCCCUGACUGCAGUGCUGGUGCCUCCACACAGGGUGUCCAUCGUUUGGACUGCCUGGAUCUUUUUCAAAGCCUUCUUUGCCUCCCUCGUCCCAGAGGCCCUAGCAGUGGCUAACUGAAUUAUCAACUUUUCCAGCAGGGGGCACACUGGUGCUGAAUUUAACCUGAGUAUUAGACAUGCCUCUCUGUCACGGGAAGUCCUCCCUCUGGACUUCUGGAUAGUAGAUGCCUGGACAUUUUGUGAGAAAUCCUGAAUGAUUUAGGGCUUCAAUGCAUACAAAUCCCUGCCUGUAGUCUGUUGUGUGUGUUUAGGGAUAUGGUGGUUCAUUCGGCACUUCCUGCCUUAUGAUAGUGACCAAAUGGUUGUAUAUGCAGUAUAGUACAUACACUUCUCGCUGCCAAAUGGUUGUAUAUACUGUAAAUGAGUAUUGGAACUAAAAAUGUAAAUAUUAUUCUAUUGUCUGUGUAACAGGGUAGGUUAUGUUUCCACUUGACACUGCAGAAACCUGUAUUUUGUUUGUGUAUUCCUAUUGGUUGGUUAAAUUUACAUAUCAGUAA
This is a messenger RNA of Salvelinus sp. IW2-2015, 1910 nucleotides long. RefSeq names its product homocysteine-responsive endoplasmic reticulum-resident ubiquitin-like domain member 1 protein. The record is from RefSeq and is a predicted model, not a curated record. Gene Ontology annotation, biological process: endoplasmic reticulum unfolded protein response; endoplasmic reticulum calcium ion homeostasis; ubiquitin-dependent protein catabolic process. Gene Ontology annotation, cellular component: endoplasmic reticulum membrane. Lineage: Eukaryota; Metazoa; Chordata; Actinopteri; Salmoniformes; Salmonidae. Gene Ontology annotation, molecular function: transmembrane transporter binding.